Messenger RNA from Gongylonema pulchrum, 414 nucleotides. The record is from the annotation of a GenBank genome assembly. NCBI's taxonomy places the organism in Eukaryota, Metazoa, Nematoda, Chromadorea, Rhabditida, Gongylonematidae.
AUGGAAGUUGCAGCUGAGGAGUAUCAGCAGCACAAGCAGAAGCAGCUUGGUGUGACAGAUGCGAAAACGCGGGCGCAAGUACUGCUUGAGUUGCGGACAUUAAAGGAGCAUCAAGCAAAUCCAUCGGAUGAAACUGGUGACCGCAGUGGUACCAAGAUUGCCAAGGUUUUUAUCUCUGUAAUUCUGCUUUUUGUGUUGUUUUCGCAACACUUAUUUGCACUGAGCGAACAUGAUCAUGAACCAAAUUUAUUGUUGAAUAACACAUCAAAUGAGCGAAUACUAAGUGAAUUAGCUCAAGAUUUUCACUUCUUUCCCUUUUUGGCUCGGCUUUUACAACCCGCUCAGUUUCGCCGUCAGAAAGUGAAACUUUAUCUGUAUCCACUCCUUGUAAGUGGCAGAGGCACUCGAAAGUAG